GAGUCCAGCUAGCGUCACACCAGCUACUCUAGCUCGAACGGCGAGAGCUUGGCCCAUCGUCGUCGCUUGCCGCCGCGGCCCGGUCGUCGAAGCCAAGUCGGCGGGCGGCGAAUGGUUGAGCGGGUCUCAAGCACCAAAGGCAGAAUCGCAGCAGCUGCAACGCGACAAGAUGCAGGAAGCUCGCAGCGACAGAGCAAAGAGCGCGUGCAGGGUGAUCAGACGUACAAAGAGAGAGGAGAGCUCAGCACCAUGGCACUGCUGCACCGCAACCGCACCAUGCCUAGCCUUAGUGGCCCGCCCCGGCGAGCCUUUUUCCUCCGUAUUUCUUGCUCCGCCCGUCCUCCUCAUCACCUGUUGCCGCCGUCUCCGCCGCCGCCGCCGAUGAGAAUGACCCUUGAACGUGAUCGAAGGCGAGGCGGCGCAAAGGCUCAAAGUAGGCAGCCAGCGCAAUGAUCACCAGGCAUGCACACGCACGCACCGCAAGCCAUGAGAGCGACGAGGGCGGGCGUCAGUGUCGGAUGUGCCCAGUACAAUGCAAGCAAGGGGGCGAGGAGGGAGAUGGCAGUGAAGCUUGUCUUGUCUGGAGCCUGCUCUGCGUUCGUCCGUCGCCCGAUCUCCCGCGGACUUGACUUCUCGGACAAGCCGGAGAGUUGAUAUCACGCGUCGCACUGCC
This is a messenger RNA of Jaminaea rosea, 673 nucleotides long. RefSeq lists its product as hypothetical. The transcript has a single exon. Bases 112 to 453 code for a protein of 113 amino acids. NCBI's taxonomy places the organism in Eukaryota, Fungi, Basidiomycota, Exobasidiomycetes, Microstromatales. The record is from RefSeq and is a predicted model, not a curated record.